Messenger RNA from Schizosaccharomyces cryophilus OY26, 3544 nucleotides. Its product is annotated as zds family protein phosphatase type A regulator Zds1. NCBI's taxonomy places the organism in Eukaryota, Fungi, Ascomycota, Schizosaccharomycetes, Schizosaccharomycetales, Schizosaccharomycetaceae. The transcript has a single exon. Gene Ontology annotation, cellular component: cell septum; cytoplasm. The record is from RefSeq and is a predicted model, not a curated record. Bases 870 to 3110 code for a protein of 746 amino acids. Gene Ontology annotation, biological process: positive regulation of G2/M transition of mitotic cell cycle; establishment of cell polarity.
GUUCAGGAUUCUUGAUUCAUCAGUGACUUUUCCCUUUAACGCAUCAAUUUUUGUGUUUUAUUUAAGGAAAAUAGCCUUAAGAUUCGAUUACCAUUAAACUUUUGGGAUUCUUUUUUGAAUUAUACGGAUUUCCUUGCAAUUUUGACUUCUUUGGUAUUUGUUUACAAGUCUUUGUUUAUUCUUGACAGCAUUGUUUGGUAUAGGGAUUUGAUAGAGCAUUGUUUUUGUACUUUCUUGUUUUUCCAAACAAACAUAGAUUGAUAUUCGUACUGGAUCAUUCUCUGGCUGCUUUUGUUCGAUUUGCGUUAUAAGCGUUCGUUUAUCAACUAGCAAAUUCAUUCUCUUUGUGUUCUGGGUCUUGAUUAAGCAUUGUUCUUUGCAUAUAUAUGUUUUAAUUAUUUGCAUCUUCUUUGGUCUCGCCUCUGGAGUCUUCUAUACAUGUGGCCGAAGACUCUUUAAUUUUCAUAGUAGGAAAAAUUUCCGUCUUUCUAGUCUUACCUGUUUACUAGAGUAGGGUUUUGUUGAUCGCUUUCUACUUGCCUGUUGCUCAAAUUUUGCAUUGAUCUUUUGUGCCAUUCGAUCAUAAAAAAAUAUUACGUCCGAUAAAAAGAGUAUCCUUCUUUUGAGCUUGCUGAACUGCAAAUCCAAAUCUUUUCUCUACACAUUGAUCCUACUUGGUUGAUUAUUUUCCAGCCCUUCUUCAUUUCUUCUGGUUUGGAUCCACCUUGUUGCAUAAUCGCAAGUUUCCUAUUUAUUUUACAUAAGCCACGAUACUGGCUAGCUUUCUUUCUUCUUUUCCUAUUUUUCUUUCUUUUUUUUUCUUUAAUAUUCUCCAGCAUUAACCUAUUUAUUCUCUUUUUGUUACAAACAUGCCAAUACUUGAUUACCAAGGUUCUAACGCUGACGUUGAUGAAUUUGAUACAAGAAAUCAAGAGUUUGUGGAUGCCAAUCAAAUACCUUAUUUAAGUAGGAAUAAUAUUACAUCUCAUGGAGAUGCAGUGGAUACUUCACAUACGACACCUGACGAAUCUCAUGCUGAAAAAGCUACUACCAUUGAUGAUAAUAGAGAAGAUGUAAACAACGGUUUACCUUCUCAAGAUGUUUCCCAGAAUGGCACAGGUGAACUUGCUCAAGGUUCCAGUGUAAACCCUUCAGCUAAUGAGAAUGAAACUUUUUUUGAAGAUAAAGACAUUCAUUCUGAUGCUCUUGGAGAGGACAUGUCUCAAGAAGACUUAGACAGAGAGCGAGAAGCCCUUACACACCUUCGUCGACUAUCCAUGCAGGGUACGGAUGAUCCCGAUCUUCAUACAGAUUGGUCUGUUAUGAUGUCUCCUCCAGAAUCAGAGUCGGAUGCGUCUACUUUAUUUUGGGUUCCAGCAGAUUUGCAUCCGGAAGUAAAUCCCAACGGUUGGAAAGACUUUCUAGAUUUACAAGUCAAAAAUUUAAAACACCCAAAGCAAAUGGAUACUACUGCCAGUCCUCUCCAGCAUAUACGUUCAUUGCACAGAAGGAGAUCGUUGCUAUCCCGUCAGGUUAAAGCUGAUGAUGCCGCUCAGAGUUAUCAAGACGGUAGUCCAAUAAUUGAAAAGAAGAACAUUGAGAGGGGUAGAUCACUUCGGUUACAAGACUUGGAACAUUUAGAGUCUUUAGCUCGAGAUCCGAAGAAGAUGGGAAGUCUUGUUGACAGUAUGAGGACGGAACCUCCUGAAGAUAGUCCAAUUUUGGUCUCACCAAAUCAAUUUUUGCAGCGUUCUUCUCGUACCACUAUCCGUCGUUCUGGAGCCUCGAUCAGAACCAUAAAUCGUGGUAAAGCUUCCACUUUAUUGGGUAAUAGAUCUCACUUUUCUAUUAAUAAGGAUGGACAAACUCGAUCUCUUAGUGUUCUCAGACCCUCGUCUCCUUUGACUCACCGACAUGAACAAAACAUAGAGGCUCCAUCAGCAUGGUCUUCGUCAACAUCUUUGCAAGAUAAAUCCCAAAACGAACAAAAUAACAAUGAUACAGAAAAUACCCGCUUAGGAACAGAAUCUGAUGUAAUUGCGCAGAUUUCAGAUAAACAAUCGAAGUCUCAAGAAAAUCCGAAUGACUCUGACUCUAAUACGGAAACAAAAAAUGGUUUUACUGAUCGUUUUGUCUCUUUACCUGAACAAUCUUCUGAUACUAUAAAGCCAAGUGAAAAUGAAGCUCCAUUUCAAAGCGAAAGUAUAAAGGACAACCAGGAAAAACCUAGUGAUUCUGCAUCUUCAUCCUUGCAGCCAUCACCUGUAUCUAAACCGGAUGCUUCAGUUAUGCAAUCAAUUGCUACUCCCACCAAGGAUAAUUUUGAAGAAGUUAAAGAUGAAGCUAUAAAAUCAUCAGAACUUGCAGCAAACGACAAGGGAGAUCCUAUUCCCAAGCUGCCUUCAAAGCCACCAACUUCAGCAGAAGUCAAAAAAUCAAAAAAAUCUUGGGGUCGGCUGUUUACUUCAAAUGACCCUGAAAAGGAUCUUAAGAAAGAUAAAUUGAAAAAGAAAGGUGAUGAACACUUUGCUUCUCAGUCUACACCGUCUAAGGAUAGCAUAUUUGGCUCACUUUUCAGUUCGAAGAAAAAGUCAACAGAAACUAGUACCGAAAAACCUGUUGCUACAAAUGUUCAAUCCAUUUCUCAUCAUCCACCAAUACCAAAGGAAGAAGGUUUUAAUGAUCAGCGAGCACUAAGUAAAGCUUCAUCUAACGCUGUAUCAUAUGUUCCCAAUGCUGACAAACCCAAGGCUCUCAUACCGGAUAAGGAUUACUAUUGGUCUCGAUUUCCUAUAUGUACAGAACGAGCUAUUUACCGACUGUCACAUAUUAAAUUGUCCAAUGCUCAACGACCGUUAAUGCAACAGGUGCUACUAAGUAAUUUUAUGUAUUCUUACUUGGAUUUAAUCUCUCGAAUUAGUGCAACUCGUGACAGACUUAAGAAUACUCCUAGACCAGGAGGUCCGCGACGUUCUGAAUUUUCAGCCGAGAACGUGAAAAAUGAGUUGGAAAACUUAAGUUACCAUUUUGGUGACCAGAGAAGACGAUCUAUGAAUAGGAGAAAGCCCUCCAUUCAACAAGUUUCGAAAAAAGGUCUUAAAUCUGGUUAGUUUGAAAGAGCAACAGUGUUGUUGGUUCUCAUUUAGGUAUACGCUCUUUUUCUGUAUAAUCCAUCCAAUCGUUAAAUUUUUCUCUUUUUCUUCUUUUUCGUACUAUCUGUUAUAAGUACAAUAUGCAUGAUUCAAAAAAACUACUUUGUUACGUUGCCGAGUUUCGUUUGUUUAUUCUAUGAUCAAUACAUUUGAUAUAAUUAAUGGUUUUCAGAAAUGUAUUCGCAAUUGCCAUUACUAAUGUCAAAGAUAUGCGUAUUUAACAUACUGAAUAUUUAACAGUCGGAAAGUUUUUAAAAGUUUCUUAUUGCUAUAAAUCACAUUACCAAUGAACCUUUUAUUUAUUAUAGUAAAUGUAUUCAUUUUUUUCGAUUAUUCAUUUAUUUAGUCCAUCACAAUAAGAACAUUAAGACAAAUGAAAACUACCUUGACCC